AUGCGGAAGAAGGAGGAGCUCCCUUACGAAUCGAUCCACAGCGACCGUUUCGAGAUCAACUCCCAUCUUGACGGCACAUUUGCUGGCUCUUGCCCGGGGUCGUCUGCCGUGAGCUUCGUGGGAUGGCGACGACGUGGCUUGGCGGCAGGUGUCAGCGCCGGAGGGAGCAGCGUUGAGGGCGGCUCUACCUAUGAAAGGCAUUUCAACGUCACCCCCGUCACGGCGGAGUCCGUCACCGAAACUUCAAAGGCGGAGAUCUCAGCGGCGACACGGGCAUCCGUGAGAGAGAUUAGUGGCGGCAAUCAUGGUGAUCGAAGCGGCGCUGCUGAGAUGCCACUCAGCACCUCGUCACCGCCCGCCACCUACUCACUCGCGGAUGCGGAUAGGCAGAGCCGCUCUGCGCUUCCGGUACCGGAACGCAUCUCGGGGACUCCUCGCUGGCUAAGGCGGCCAUCGGUGAUGGGGGGCCGAGCCUCUAUCGUGAAGUCUCUGACGAAUGCCAGCGCGGUUUCACCGGUGGCGGCGGCUGAGUUCAUGAGGAGAGAAGAGGUACCGUUGUGCGCGCCAGCCGCCUCGCCAGCUCACUUGCCCACCACCGAUGCUUCAGUCGAGAGGCUGAGCGAGGUCGCACGCUUCUGCGCGCUGGCAACACCGCCCGCACAUGCGAGCCCAUUACUCACUUCUUUGGCACUGCCAACGCAGAGGACGUACAGAGACCCUGCCGGACCCGCCGCAGCAUCGUCGCGUGGGUCGCAGUCCAGAGCGAUGGUGGCCAAUGCUCGCAGAGCUGCACCGACCCCUCUUGCGGGAGGGGCAGCAUCUACUUAUCCUACGACACGGGCGUCGUAUUCGCUCAGUGCUGUAUCGAAGCCGCUCGCACAGACGUACAUUGAACGCCACAAGAAGGCUACCGCUACCACCCCUGUCGGUAGAGCGUCGUCCUCGUCUCUGAGAGGACACGCGUACUUCCUGCCAACCUCUGCCGGACUCACUGUCUCAUUCGUGUCACCCAUCUGUCCAGGUCCGACUGCAGCCCCGACAGCGGAGGCAGUGGUAGUAGACCCUCCUUCAGAGACGGCGGCCGAAGCGCCAGAUGCCGCUACACCUGCUGUCAAACCUGCCGAAGUGAAACCCCACGGCAAAGCGCCAUGCUUCCCGGUGCGAGGCGCCUUCGAAGAUAGGUCCGAUCCGCGAGAUUCACAACCGCAGUUUCAGCCGGCAGGAGUCAAGGCUGGCCGCCCGAGCACGGUGGAGUUGAGCAAGGUAGCAGCAUCGUGUAUGACGUCAGUUGUGGUGGAGCCUGAGCUACGCUACAAUACAAUCGAGACCCCCAACGUCUCUGCCUCCUGCCCCCGAGCAGUUCUUCACGAUAGACUAGCGAGCGCGAUACGAGCUGCGCGCGGCAUGAGGCAGAACCGCACCGUGGGCAGGCUCUCUGCUGAAGGUGUGGCCGGAGCGGCUGGAAAAGUCGGCCUGUCCCCCUGCGCCGCCUCCUCCGUGCUGAGGAAGCGCAAGUGCUCUUCUGUGGGCCGCCUCUCUCGCGAAGGGCCUCUGUUUGGCGCUUCGCAGUCGAAAGGAGGUGGUACCCCUCAUUCCAGUGUUGGCGGGCUGCUUUACUGCACCACGGCCCUCACAGAGCUGCGCCGCCAGGAAGUGUUGCGUGACGAUUUGGCCGGAGAGCGCAAGGCUGCCGAGGAGGCGCGGGCUUGGGUCGCGGUUGUUAAGCAGUCAACGGUGUGUAGGCUCAACGUUUCAGGCGCCCACGCUGUAGAGGCGGCAUCGUCGGUCCGUGCCGUAACAGUCUCUGCCGAGACUCGGCCGUUGUUGUCGCAGGACACAUCGCAGCACGUCUUGCAGAGCCGGUGGCGCGUGCCGGCGGUGACACAGCCGAGUGUGUCGCCCAGGCGCGUGGCGGUGGCGAGUCCUUUGUUCACUGCGCCAGCGGCACCGACAAGCUGUCUGUGCCUGUGCCUGCAGAACCCUAGGGUCCUUGUUGCGCAACGGUGCGAUGAGGGCGUCAACUCCACCUCUUCGAAAACUCAUACAACGAGCGCUAGCGUGCUGGCACUCACCGCUAGCACUCCUGCAGCUGACAUUGGCCGCAGCUUCUGUAGAGAGAUGACGCAAAGCCGGUCAUCACUCACCGGUACUGAGACUUUCGAGCACCCACAGUAGCCACUCGAAAACAGCCCAUUCUCGCGAAUCAUGUCUUACCUUCGGCCAACGGCAGUGUGCAGAGACCCUGCUGCGGCAGAGAACUCCAUCAGUAGCAGUCCAACAGCAAACGGAUGUGCUCGGCGAGCAGAGUGUCGGACGAGCAUCACAGCUGACCCUCUGCAGGCUGUUUCGAUGGAGACAGCGUUAGGUUUGCCCGAGCAGGCCGAAAAGCCAUCACCGUCACCCGAGGUUACUACAUUUCUUGAGCCUACUCCCGUCACAUCACCGUUUCCGCCACUGUCAAUAGCGGAUAAGACUCCGGUCAGCGCGGUUAUUGCCACAGGGCAACCGCGCCCUGCGCCGUUUUGUGUGGAAUGCAGUUAUCUGCACAUGGAUGACUUGGCCAAGUUCUGCGCGUUGUGUGGUCACAAGCGCGUGCACCUCUUCUACUAA
Messenger RNA from Leishmania braziliensis MHOM/BR/75/M2904, 2610 nucleotides. NCBI's taxonomy places the organism in Eukaryota, Euglenozoa, Kinetoplastea, Trypanosomatida, Trypanosomatidae. The record is from the annotation of a RefSeq genome assembly.